AUGUUAGAUUAUUCAAAUAUAUCUCUUCUUGGUCAUCCAAAAUUAAUUAUUACAUCGAUUUAUCAAGCGCUUAAGCCGAUACAACGUGAUGAAUUAAAAUGUGAAUUAAAGGAACAAGUCUUUCCAGUAAGCUCUCAAAUAUGUCAAGACAUUGCUCAAUAUGCUCAAUGUUCGAUGAAUAGUGCGUGCGGUUGUUUUCACAUGAUAAAUGCUAAUAACAGUGGUGUAUGUGGCUUCCUCUGGCCAAUUUGUUCUCAGCUAGCACUAUGUAACACUUCAGAUAACACAUGUCAGCAAUCUGGUACUAUAUGUGUUCGACAUUCUCGAUGCAAUGAUCGUCCUCUUUGCUAUCCAGUGGCAAUGAUGGAUCAACGCAUCUGUCCAUCGAUAGCAAUGUCAAAUACUACAAGUACAACAACAACUACAAUUUCAACAACUACUCGACAAUCAAUUCAUAUGAAGUCUGAAUGGAUACAAGAUGGCACGACUGUUGCCGGAGGAAAUGAACGUGGCGAUCAGUUAAAUCAAUUUGCUCAUCCUAAUGCAAUAUAUGUUGAUGAUGAUGAACAAGCAAUUUAUAUUGCUGAUAAUGGAAAUAAUCGCGUUGUUGAAUGGAAAUAUGAUGCAACGAAUGGUCAAAUUAUCAUCGGUGGAAAUGGAACAGAGAAUCAAACAGGUCAAUUAGAUUCGUUGCUAGACGCAGUUUUUGAUAAAAAUAAAGACUCUUUUAUUAUUUGUGAUUCUCAAAAUAGACAAGUACUACGAUGGUCUCGUCGAAAUAGUACAAAGGGACAAGCAAUCAUUUCAAACAUAAGCUGUUUUACACUGACUAUAGAUCAUAAUGGAGAUAUUUAUGUUUAUAAUGACAUGAAGAAUGAAGUAAGACGAUGGAGAGAAGGACAAACAAAUACAACACUGGUGGCAGGUGGAAAUGGUAUUGGAAAUCGUCUCAAUCAGCUUGAAUGUCCUAGUAGUAUGUUCGUCGACCAAAACUUGUCUAUUUAUAUAUCAGAUGGAUGCAAUCAUCGUGUAGUGAAAUGGAUGAAAGAUGCCAAAGAAGGUAUUAUCGUUGCUGGUGGACAAGGUCGAGGAGAUGCGCUCUCACAAUUGUCUUAUCCUAAAGGAGUGACUGUCGAUCAUUUAGGUAAUGUCUAUGUGACUGAUGGUAGUAAUCAUCGAAUCAUGCGAUGGUUAGUAGGUGCAAAACAAGGCACUAUUAUUAUUGGUGGACAUGGAGGAGGACAAGGACCAGAUCAAUUAUAUUAUCCUUCACGUCUAUCAUUCGAUUGUCAACAUAAUCUGUAUGUUGUCGAUCAGGGAAACAAUCGCGUACAGAAAUUUGAUCUUAAUGUUGAUUAA
Messenger RNA from Adineta steineri, 1359 nucleotides. The record is from the annotation of a GenBank genome assembly. Lineage: Eukaryota; Metazoa; Rotifera; Eurotatoria; Adinetida; Adinetidae.